This is a messenger RNA of Histoplasma mississippiense, 573 nucleotides long. RefSeq lists its product with no specific name. Gene Ontology annotation, molecular function: hexosyltransferase activity. The coding region runs from base 1 to 573 and encodes 190 amino acids. Gene Ontology annotation, biological process: dolichol-linked oligosaccharide biosynthetic process. NCBI's taxonomy places the organism in Eukaryota, Fungi, Ascomycota, Eurotiomycetes, Onygenales, Ajellomycetaceae. The transcript has 3 exons. The record is from RefSeq and is a predicted model, not a curated record. Gene Ontology annotation, cellular component: UDP-N-acetylglucosamine transferase complex; extrinsic component of endoplasmic reticulum membrane.
AUGGCCUCUUUGAAGCAGGUAAAACUAUGUUUUGUGACGGUUGGGGCCACAGCUCCAUUCAACGCUCUUGUAUCAGAGGUUCUUGGGGAGCCGUUCCUAGACGCGCUCAAGGCCAACAACUACACGGAUCUUCGAAUCCAAUACGGCCAAAUGGGACAAGCCCUGUUCCAGGAAUUUGAACAGAAGAAUGAACCUAUGGUUAAGGAGAAAUAUGGACUGAAUGUCACAGGGUUCGACUUUAACCUGGCUGGCCUCAAGGGGGAAAUGCUCGCAGUUAAAGCCGAUUCUGACGCAAACAAGGUCGAUGGCUUGGUCGUCAGCCAUGCUGGUUCAGGCACAAUUCUUGAAGUUCUUCGCGUGGGUUUACCUCUUAUUGUGGUCCCAAACCCUCAACUACUGCACAAUCACCAAGACGAAUUAGCAAAACAGCUAGCAGUCAAUGGAUACGUAAUCCAUGGCAAGCUUGGCCUGGCGGAGUCCAUGGUGGAAUCUGAAACUUUUCGGCAGCGCAUGCAUGAAUGGCCUCCCAAGCAUCAAUCAAGAGCAUGCCGGCAAGGGGCCUCGUCGGAGUGA